Phialemonium atrogriseum is the source of this 958-nucleotide messenger RNA. RefSeq lists its product as uncharacterized. Bases 204 to 842 code for a protein of 212 amino acids. The transcript has 2 exons. The record is from RefSeq and is a predicted model, not a curated record. Lineage: Eukaryota; Fungi; Ascomycota; Sordariomycetes; Cephalothecales; Cephalothecaceae.
CUCCCAAAUUGCGUCAGACUGUUGGAUAUUGCACCUAAUUGAUCACUCCCGGCAUUCUCUGGUCCUUGGAGAUCAUCCAGAACACGCCGUAUACAAGAAGCAGCCUGCAUCUAUUUCUACCGUCCUGCCCAUUUGCUAGCCAUACAACCUUUGUCCUGGCCUACACCGGACUCCCAAGUACUAUCGACUCAAACACGGAGAUCAUGUCGGCCAGCUUUGAGGCUCCCGCCCAGUAUGACCGAGACCUGCGAAGCGCCAACAAGGAGUGGAAGCGCGGCAAGGACGCGGCAACGAAGUGGUCUUUUGGCUCUCGGCCGCUGUCUGGCUGCCGCAUGGACUGGGUAACUGGCGAGGCCGUCGGCGGCAGCGAGGCCCAGCGGGCCAAGACUCGCCCGCGCGGGAAAGCCAGUGAUGAAGUCAAGCCUUACUUCAAGAAGGAGCACAACGUCACAAAGUUCAACCGCGGCAACUACACACUGCCCGCCGGUCGCGUCCGGACCAGGAUGAGCGCACACGAGGAGAUCAGCAGCGAUGUGACCCGCUCCAUUUCGGACCUGGUCCCGGGCUCCAGCCUAGCUCGGACGAAGUCCACGUCGGAUAACUUCAUGUACAGCUUCGACCGCACAGAUAGCCCCGGCAGAUCGCUGACCCUGGACGUCUUCAUCAAGCCCGCCAAUCCCCGCGACACGGAACGUUUCGUGGAGAAGGAGUACGAGAUCCUCGAUGCCAACGGCCAGGCACUCAGGGGCCACAAGGCGCGGCGGAACCUUCGAAAGGCGCCUUUGGAUCCGCCACGGGACGACGCGGACGCGAACGAGGACGAGGGCUUCGAGCUGGUUUGAAAAGCCGGCUGAGCUCUUCCCUCUUCGCCGCUUUCUUUUUCUUCUCUUCUUCGCCCCUGGCUCCUUUGUAGGGCCUUCCUGAUUGCUUACGGUGCAAAGUAAUCCUCUAUAUGGCU